Messenger RNA from Dufourea novaeangliae, 1383 nucleotides. Its product is annotated as ketohexokinase-like. Gene Ontology annotation, molecular function: ketohexokinase activity. Gene Ontology annotation, biological process: fructose metabolic process. The transcript has 3 exons. The record is from RefSeq and is a predicted model, not a curated record. Lineage: Eukaryota; Metazoa; Arthropoda; Insecta; Hymenoptera; Halictidae. The coding region runs from base 240 to 1379 and encodes 379 amino acids.
UAAAAGUUAUCGAUGUAUGUAUCUCUAUUCGAAGUGUCAAAGGUCGAGUAGACUUGAUCGCCUACAUGUAAUCGGUCAGAUAACGAGGGAAAUAUGUUGUUUAAACAAAAAGAAGUACUGGAUACAUGCGAUAUCGGAUCGUGAAAUUUUGUUUGGAGUGUAUGUAAAUUAGUCAGAACACCGUGGUCAGUUCAGAAGAAAUGUAACGUGAUUUGAGUGCUGCAGGGUUAGCAUCUACUAUGAUUUCGAGCUUUUAUGAAAAAAUUAUUGGUGCGUCUUCUACGACGGAGCCGAGCCAGCAGAAAAUUCUUUGUGUUGGGUUAACUUGUUUGGAUAUUGUGCAAGCUUGUAGACAAUACCCCGCAGAAGACACUGAUCAAAGAUCUGUAGAAUAUAGAUGGCAAAGGGGAGGCAAUGCAUCCAAUACUUGUACAGUUCUUUCCCUCCUGGGAAGUUUUUGUGAGUUCUUGGGUACCUUGAGCACGGAUGAACAUUUAAACUAUCUACAAAAUGACAUGAGGAAGCAUCACAUUGAUUUUUCCCAUUGUCCUAUGGUACAAGGAAUUGGAUGUCCAACAUCGACGGUUAUUUUGAGUUUGAGUAAUGGUUCCCGCACGAUUCUGCAUCACAAUCCAUGUAUGCCUGAAUUAACAUUGAAGGAUUUUGAACAGUUGCAUCUCCAAGAUUACAGCUGGAUUCAUUUUGAAGGCAGAAAUUUAAACGAAGUAUUAUCCAUGAUGCAGUGUGUGGAAAAUUAUAAUAAUAUGUUAAGUUAUAGUCAAGAUUCCACAGAUAAAGAACUUGAUUACAGCCAAAUGCCAAUUACAGUUAGUGUGGAACUGGAACGUCCAGAACAGGAGUUAUUAGAUCUGUUACCAUAUGUUGAUGUUGCAUUUAUAUCUAAAGAUUUUGCUCAAAGUAGAGGAUAUGAUAAUAUGAGUGAGACAUUAAAGAAUAUCAGCGAAGAUGCUAAAUCUGGGGCAACUCUGAUCUGUGCUUGGGGAGAUCGAGGUGCUAUGGCAAGAACUCCGGACAAUGUCACAGUACAGUCUCCUGCUUUCCCACCACACGAAGUUGUGGAUACAUUGGGUGCUGGUGAUACUUUCAAUGCAGCAGUGUUGCACUUUUUAAAUACCGCAAAAUUAGAUUUUAUUAAAACGAGAAAAUCGGACUUGUCCGAAGAAAACACAGAGGGGCAUAAGCGCAAUAUCACAAAGAAUUAUAAUAUAGAAAGCGUAGAAUGUAGCCAUACUGAAUUUAUUACGCAGAGUGUUCUACAAGCAGCCGUGACUUUCGGUUGUCAAGUAGCUGGCGCUAAAGUUGGUUUAAAAGGCUACGGCAAAUUAGAUGAAAUCUUCAAAAAUGCAUUGCAAAGCUAGUCGA